AUGGUUGUCGCAGAAGCACACCUUGCACUUGCGCCCCACGAUACAGCUGCAGACGACAUGACCAAGCAAGGCGCUCAAGCAACCGCCGCCUCCAUCCUCGCAGCACUUCCUGAGCGCACGAGGUCUCAACCUUUCGACGGUUCGAACGGUAUUGGCAACGAAUACCUGCUGCAGACUUUCCCUCCCUCCAGGCGCGCUUCCCAGGCGCCACAGCGCGAGUCAACGACACCGAGCCAGCACUCUACACCUUCCCCGUGUGUCACGCCAGAGAUCGUGUCGUCUACCUUUCCGUCGGAACUACCGCCUCGCCCGCCGCCGAAACAGUCUCCCCUUCGUCGCCUAUUCAGUCUACCUGUGCGGCCGCCGACUCAAGCUGCGCAGACGGAUAAGAACAUGACCACCAACCACACUUCCGUUUCGCGAGUGGACAUCGAGAUGGGUAGCUUAGGCGUACGGAGUCAGGUGCAGCAUGAUCUCCAGAACCUUGCUAGGACCAACAGGAGGCUGAAGAUCUGUGUGUUUGUGCUGGUUGGGCAGAUCAUUGUGAUGGCAGGCAUCAUGGUGGUCUAUGUUGCUUAUUCACAUUCUGCAACACAGAAAGAUUGA
Pyrenophora tritici-repentis Pt-1C-BFP is the source of this 606-nucleotide messenger RNA. RefSeq lists its product as uncharacterized. The record is from RefSeq and is a predicted model, not a curated record. Lineage: Eukaryota; Fungi; Ascomycota; Dothideomycetes; Pleosporales; Pleosporaceae.